This is a messenger RNA of Cotesia congregata, 420 nucleotides long. The record is from the annotation of a GenBank genome assembly. Lineage: Eukaryota; Metazoa; Arthropoda; Insecta; Hymenoptera; Braconidae.
AUGUUGUAUUAUUUAAUAGCUUUUUGUUCAAUUGCUGGGCUAGGGGCUCAUGCUCAAAAUCCGCAAUUAGGUUCUUGCCCUUCGAUAAAAUUUAGCCGCGUCGAUCCAUAUCAAAUGACUGGUCAAUGGUUUGAUUACGGACGUAGCAACGAUAAUCCGACUAAUGGAGAAACAUGCGGAUACGACCAUUGGAAUCCGUCUGUCAACGGUUCAUCAAAAUUAGUUCUAUCUGCCCAUUCAGCAUACCUCGGCAAUUAUGGAGACGUUGUUGGUGAUAUUAGCUUUAUCAGUGAUAAUUCAUACAUAUUCAGCUUUGAGAUACCAAAUGUCGGACUGAUAUCAGUUUAUCAUGCCAUCCUCGAAGUAGACUAUAAUAACUUCGUCAUAUAUUACUCAUGUACCAACCAAGGGUCCAGCUAG